Messenger RNA from Dioscorea cayenensis subsp. rotundata (Guinea yam), 453 nucleotides. Its product is annotated as secreted RxLR effector protein 161-like. Bases 1 to 453 code for a protein of 150 amino acids. The record is from RefSeq and is a predicted model, not a curated record. NCBI's taxonomy places the organism in Eukaryota, Viridiplantae, Streptophyta, Magnoliopsida, Dioscoreales, Dioscoreaceae. The transcript has a single exon.
AUGGCUCAUCCUACUACAUUUCAUCUUCAAGCUGCAAAACAUGUGUUAAGAUAUAUCAAAGGCACCACUACAUUUGGUGUGUUUUAUCGCCAGGGAGGGAACCACCAACUUGUGGGAUAUUCUGAUAGUGAUUAUGCAGGAGAUGUCGAAGAUCGCAGGAGCACUUUAGGUUUUCUAUUUUUAUUAAGUUCAGGGGUUGUGUCUUGGUCCUCUCGCAAACAACCUAUUGUCAAGCUGUCUACGACUGAAGCAGAAUUUGUUACAGCAUUUGCUUGUGCAUGUCAGGCCGUAUGGUUGCGAAGGAUGAUGGAGCAGCUUGACCAAACUCAAAGUGGAGCUACCAUGAUAUAUUGUGAUAAUAGCUCAACAAUCAAGCUCUCUCGUAAUCCAGUUAUGCAUGAUCGAAGCAAACAUAUUGAUGUUCGAUUUCAUUUUCUCAGAGAUCUCACUUGA